CAAUUCGACGCUUUAAUCAAAAUACAAAUACUUGAGCAUUAUUUUUGUUGUUACAUGUGAAUUACUGUAUAACCUUGUAGUUUUGUUGAAAAAUUACGCUAAGUUUUUAAAGAAUCAAGCAAAUGUUUAUAUAGAUAGAAUGGAGGUCGACAGCAAAGUAUUCGCAUCGAAUAUCCUAAGAGCAAAUAAUAAUUUACAAAAUAAUUUGUAUGAUUUAUUAGAGAUUGAGCCAGCUCAACCUGUACCUGAGAGUACUACAAUUAUUGAUGUUACAUGUAGUUUUGUGCCCAAAAAUGAUAAAUACUACGUGCCGAAAAAGAAACUUAAAUUAAAAGUAAAAACGGUUCGGCAGAUCAGGGAAAUGUUUGAAAAAGAUGUUUAUACUUACUUACCUGGAGAUUUGGAAAAGCAACGGAAUAUAUUGUUUCGAAAAAUUAGAUGUGGAUCGUCAAGAGAAGAUAAUACAAAGAAAAUGGUGAUAAACAUGUUAUCAAACGGUAGUCCUAUAUCCAGAGAUAUUUGGCAGAUGAUGAUGAAUUUAAAUCCGUUAGGUCAAAAGCAUGUAACACAAUACGUUCGAUGGAAUGGAAGAAACGUUCAGAUUUGUGGGAGUCGAGGAGGUAAAAAUGAAUUCCUUUGUAAAUUCGAUAUUGGGAAUCUUAAAUACAGACCCAAUAAGAGAAUACAGAAAAGACACUUGGGGUUCCCAAAAAAAAAUCUUCUUCGUGACUCUUUAAUUGUUAACUUUAAACCUGGACCGUUAUCAAAAAAGAAGUAUCUCGAUAAUUCCUUCCAAAAAUUUCAAUUUGGUAGUGCAAUAACCGCAAAAUUGCCAAUGCCAGUUUUAGAUAUAGAACCCAUUCUUGGCGUAUCAUUAGACCCUGUAAUGAAUAAGUUUGUAUGUAAGAAUUUUAUGCAAGAUACAAAUGGCAAAAUAUCCGAUAAAUGGGCUGAGUUUGCAACUUGCACUUUAGGUGAGCAAACUAAAGGCGGAAAAAUUAAUCAAAAACAUAAGGAUUGCAUUACUUUUAAUUUAGACUAUGCCUGUCACCAAAACAAUGUAUUAGCACGUAGAAAUACCGCAUACAAUGAAAGUUUUGUUGAAAAUAAUGUUACUCCUUCUAAUAAUUGUCCAGAUGAUUUGCUUAUACUAUCUGAGGUAAAAACAAUGUUGAAAAAAAUUAUCGACUCAGUAGAAAUAAGUCUGAAUCAGAAUUAUAUGUUUCUGCCAAGUGACGACGCAAUCAUUGACACUGAAUCUAAGCACACUAACUUAAAUAAUAUAUCGACAAAAGAGAAAAAUAAGAAGAGAUGUUAUGGAGAAUUAGAACGACUUGAUGUUACCGUUAUUAAAUUAACCCAACCAGGCGAAAUUUUAAAUACAACUUAUAACAUCAACUGUCAAAAGCCACACUGCUUAUUAGGAUGUAUUUGUGAAUCGUUAGAUUUUGGAUUUAAAUUAAGAUCUCACUGUGGUCAGAUACAGUGUAUGUUCCAAUGUCAGUGUAAAUUUUCCAAAAUCGUGGAAUCACUUUCUGACGGCAGUAAGCAUAUAAUGGAUGACCUAAUUCAUUUAGAUAAUAAUAAUAAGUUGGGAUUAGCUAAAGAAGAGCAAAAAUUUCGCCAGACAGUUAUACUAUCAGGUGAUAAAAGCAUGUUUAUAAAAUCACAGAGAAGAGAAUUGAAACCUUGCAAAAGAUAUGAAGAUUUUUACACGAAUAAAAAGAUCACUAAUGUUGAAGAAAAAUUGGAAAAAAAAAUAACUAUCACCGUCCCGAAACUUAGCUUAGACAAUGUUGAACCUUGGUGUAUGAUUCAUAAUCUGUACAAAUGUUUUUGCAAAGGAAAAUUCACAGAAUGUGCCAUGUCUAAAGAAGAGGAAAUUUUGGCGGCAGAUAGCUGUAUAUUAAACAUUGAUUUAAAUGAAUUAAGUAAUCUCAAGAACCAUGAAUUAGAACUAAGUAAGCCAAUGAAGACAUGCGAAAACUCUCGUGUUGGCGAAUUAGCCAGUAAACUUUGUCUACUCACAGAAACGGAAGAUAAUGAAUGGAGUACGUGUGCCAGAGUGCGAACUUACUAUAGACUGUUUUCCCCUUCAUAUUAUGCUGUAACAAAUAGAAAAAUUGCCGAAAUGGAGAAAAAUGACAAAAGCCUGCAAAAAAAAUUACUAAGAGUACAGGGUUUACGAAUUGACAAUAAAGAUUGUACGAAAUAUACGGGCUGUGAAGACAACCAGCAAGAAAUAAAUAUAAAUAACAUCGAAAAUGACAUGGAUGAAGACUUAUCCACUGAUGUGGUUGCAUACAAUAUGAUAGGUUCAUUAAAAAACAUUAAGGACACGUUUCCUAAACCUUCACCAGCAUCUACCAAUUUAUUUAAAGAUCCCAAGGUAGUAGCAUGGCUAGGAGCUGCUUACAAGCAAUACAAAGAGCAAAUGAAACAAGGAAUAAUAAAAACUUCUUUAGAACCACCUCAGCUAGACAAACCCGCACUUCUACCAUGGGACUUUAUUUUGAAUAGGUAUAGAGAGAAAAAAAAUUUGUUUUUGAUUUCCAAAGUGAAACCUUAUCGUACUUUCAUCGCGGUUAGUACAAAACACCCUUUUUUUAAUAACUGUAUGAAUAUAAAUGAUAUAAAUAUAAGUGAGUUACAAAAUUAUCCAAAUACAGUUAGAAACUUGCUUACAAAUGAAACAGAACUUAAAGACAGUUUUUGUAUUUUAUUUGGUUUGUCUUAUUGUUGGGAGCUAAUUGCAUCCCUCACUUACAAUCGUCACAAAAGAAAUGCACUUUACCGCAAUGAUGAUAGUAUAGCAACAGAAUCUGAAGAAUCUUGUAGCAGUGCGUUCAUGAGUGAGGAGAAUCAAAAUAUCGAUUCUGAAAAUAUUUUGACAGCAUUGGAUAAUACUAAGCGUACAACUAUUACUGAACCUGUCAUUACUAUUGGAGAUGAUUCUAAUAUUUCUAAGUGGUUUAUUAUGACCGUAGAAAAUGAUUUCAGUGAAAUACACUUUUAUAAAAAAGGAUUUUUUGUAAAAUAUGAUAGCGUUUUAAGGGCUAUACAUGUUUCACGGGUAUCAGAAAAAACUGUGCGACUCUCGUCUCAAAUGAGUAGGAUCAAUUUAAAUGAUCCACAGUUUGGGAUAUAUGCAAUUCCUAACAUGAUGGAGCAAAAUGUUUUUAUUGGUCCGUAUGAGAAAGAUGAACCACUUGGAGUAGAAACAAUAAAGUUAACUUCUGUUCAAUGUACGAAUAAAACAAGAGGCGUUUGGAUCACCGUAGAUAAGGUAGACAAUGUCAAAAUUAUUGACCAGCCACUCUCUUUAUUGCCCGCAAACCUGAUUACACAAGAAACAAUUCCUUUGGAAAGUGAUGCACCUUACAAAACUAUAGAAAUCAAGACAUCAGGAACAAGUAGCUGUGCUCAAUCAAGUAUUGCGAAUAGGCCAAUAGAUCCAAAAAUUGUAAAACCAAUAAAAAUUCAAAGGUCAUCGACGUUCUAUCCUACUAGUUUUCUUUCUUUGCAAACAUCAAAAUCUCAGGAAUUAGACACGGUUUCGCUUAAACAUAGUCAAAUUAAAUCACAUAUUAAUAUUCAACAAAUAAUUACUGAUAAAUCUAGAUCACUGAAAUCAAACAAAACAAGGUCCUCAUUGAAUAAACCUAUUGCUGAAAUUGCUCCGCAAGUUAAAACUGUCCUGGAAAGUGAAAGCCCACAGCUAAGACCAUCAAGUAGUAGAAUGGAAAAGGGUAUGUUCAUAUUAAAACCGGAAGAAAUCAACAGAAAAUCGUUUUUCGAAGAACAAUCACAAUCACUCUUGAAAAACGAUGAUCUUGCAAUGGACAUAGAAAAUUUUCUCGUCAAUAGUGAUGUAUGUAAGCCUCCAGAGUCAGAUAUCUGCAUUAUCUCAGAUGAUGACGAUGACGUUAAAGAUGUCUGGGUGCAAUCAAAAAACAUACAAAAGCUGGGUUGGAUCCCAGGAAAACAAAGGGAAGACGGCUCGCUAAGUUUUAAAUUUCCUGGAUUUCAAUUUACUCAAUUCUAUACAGAAGAGGAAGCUUUCAAUAAAAUCAGUCUUGUAUUCACAAGGAAGGUGUAUGUCCCUAAAAAUAUUAAUUUUGAAUGGGAAGUUGUUCAAAGUCGAGGUGAGCUGUUAAAUAAAAACGCGUUGCAGUCAAGCGACUUAUGCCCUGAUCUCAUAAUGACUAGCCGUGGACUGAAGCAUAAAAGCGACGUCAUAAAUUGUUUAAAAAGAAAACAAAAAUUAGAGGAACCUGAGAAAAAUACAUCAACUGAGAUGGAAAAGAGACAAAAAAUUAUGGAUGACUUAGAUGACUUCAGCAAUUUAUUAGAAGAAGAAAGCAAUUUCCUUUUGAACAAGACUGUGAACAGUGAUACCAAUCUUAUAAAUGCAUUAUCCGUAGUUGAAGGCCAUCGUAGGCGGGAAAUGUCUGAAAGAUUGUCGACUCUUUUAUCUGAUUCGACGUGAGUAGUUUAUGGUGAAAUAACAUUUCCUCUAAUACGCGCAAUAUUUUGUACCUUAUUUUUAUUGAUUGUUCGUUAUAUAUAGGUCCAUACUUGUUGUAUGUAUGUAUGCUUUUGUAUAUAAUUAUAAUUUUAUCACCUUGAGUGCGUUUUGAGUAGGAGGAGUGACGAUUUGUGAAAAUAAAUCCAGUCUGCAAUUAAUCUGUCUAAUCUUAAUAACGUUUGCGAUUUGAUCUCAUUUUACUAAUUGAGCAAGAAAGACAAAUACCGCGGUAGUAAUAUUAUGCUACUUAUAUGUGUACUUUGUUAUAAUAUAUAAAGAUGUAUAAAUAAAGGUCUGCCUCACAUAUAUACGUCGCUAAUUAAGACCAUUUUGUAUAAUAUGUUUUUGUACCUACUACAAAAAUGUGAUCGAUGAUAGAUAGUUCUUUCUAUUCGAUAUUGUUGAAUCUUGCUAAUUUUCGUCGAAAGACUGCGAGUGAUAGUCUCUAUUUUUCUAUUUUUUGUUUCAUUAUUGGACACAACGGGUCGUAACUUGAGUUUUCAAUUAAAUUAUCAAAAUCUGUUUGUUUAUGUCCAUAUUCAAGAAAUUUUUCAAGCGUAAUAACGUCAGGAACCUAACAAUUGUAACAGAUACCUAUUAUUCGAUUUUAGCACGAGCAUAUAAUUUUUUAGGUGGACAUUUUUUGGUUUUGUAAAUGAGUUUGGGACAGUUAAAAUAUUGUAACAUUUUCAAAGACUGAUUUAAAUCAUUAGCGUUUCUUGAUAUUGGUUGGAAAACGUAAGACUAAUAAUUAUUUUACGAUUUUAGUUAUCUAUACAUAAUAAUAAGGUAGUUAUAGCUAUGUUACUAUUAGAUCGUAUUAAACUUAGAAUAUAAGGUGUGAGGCAUAAGGGAGGUACUAACAUAUAAAAAGCCAGUUUCAGAGUAUUAUGAUUUUGUAUUCAGUCAUACUGUGAUAUUAUUUUAAAAUUGUC
Molecule: messenger RNA, 5463 nt
Organism: Leptidea sinapis
Lineage: Eukaryota; Metazoa; Arthropoda; Insecta; Lepidoptera; Pieridae
Gene: ocm
Exons: 5
Coding region: 140-4489 (1449 amino acids)
Source: RefSeq, a predicted model, not a curated record